AUGACGAGUCGUGAAGGAAACUCGAGCAGUAAUGGUGGCUGGUUUAGAAUCAUCUUUGGUGUCUUCUUGCUCAAGCUCCACCGAAGACAGUUCUCCGUAAGCAGAGAAGUGCUCCUCCAGAGUAGCUACCUGAUAAACAGAAAAUUGAGCAAUGGUGGAAUAAUCCUGAAUGUUGUGGGCCGAUUGUCCAGCUUGAAUUUGUUUACUGUGAAAGGUGUUCCAGAAAGUGCAGGUUGCCAAAAGGCAGGUUUCAAAGGUUCCCGAGCAUGCACAUUUGCACUUGCAGUGGACUUCUGCAAAACAGCUGACCCAGCAGAAUUUGCAUUCUCUGUUUUUAUGUUAUCACUUCCUAAUGACUUGGAAGUUUCAGCUUUAGCACAAUUAGGUGGUGUCUCGUCUUUAAGCCCCUCGGUACUCGGAUCAGUUAAUGUGACAUCCUUGGAACCUACUGCCUGCAAAAAGACUCAAAUGAUUCAGAUGAAGGCAAACUAG
Messenger RNA from Striga asiatica, 492 nucleotides. The record is from the annotation of a GenBank genome assembly. NCBI's taxonomy places the organism in Eukaryota, Viridiplantae, Streptophyta, Magnoliopsida, Lamiales, Orobanchaceae.